UGCCUGGACCGCAACCCGGCUGCGCUGGGCUACGCCCAGCAGGCCGCCGCCGCCACAGGCCUGCCGCCCGACAGGCUGCAGGUGGUGGCGGGGUCGGCAGAGGCGCUGCCCCUGGGAGAUGGCUCUGUGGACGUGGUCAUAGCCGUGCACGUCCUCUGCUGCGUGGGCUCGCCAGACCGGGCGGUGGCCGAGGUGCGGCGGGUGCUCCGGCCCGGGGGCAGGUACCUGUUCAUAGAGCACGUGGCUGCGCAGCCCGGCACCCGCCUGGCCUCGGUGCAGGGCUGGGUGGCGCCGGUGGUGCGGCUGGUGGCGGAUGGCUGCAACAUCGACCGCGACAGCCUGCAGACCAUCCGUGCCGCCGGGUUCAGCGCGGUGCAGGUGCGCACCGCUAGGACCUGCGCGUGCCUGUCUCCACUGACCCUGCACUCCAUUGGCUGA
Molecule: messenger RNA, 438 nt
Organism: Chlorella variabilis
Lineage: Eukaryota; Viridiplantae; Chlorophyta; Trebouxiophyceae; Chlorellales; Chlorellaceae
Exons: 2
Molecular function (GO): S-adenosylmethionine-dependent methyltransferase activity
Source: RefSeq, a predicted model, not a curated record